Molecule: messenger RNA, 657 nt
Organism: Tetrahymena thermophila SB210
Lineage: Eukaryota; Ciliophora; Oligohymenophorea; Hymenostomatida; Tetrahymenidae
Exons: 1
Source: RefSeq, a predicted model, not a curated record
AUGAAAUAAUAAGAAAUAAUUAAUAAAUAAUAAAAGCUAGUAUUGAAAAUAAAAAAAACGAGUUAAAUUUACAAAGAUAGAAGAAGAAAAAACACAAGUAGAAUAUAAAAGAAAAAGAAAAGGAAAUCAAAUAAAAAGCUAAUAAACUAAUUAAAUGAAUUCCAAACCAAUUAAACUGCUAUUACCAAAGUGUAAGUGUCAAAUUUGAGAGUCUCGUGCAAUUUUAUAAAGCAGAAACUAUGCCAAAUGCACCUUUAUCAUCAAUAAAAUUGUCACUUUUUAAAAUAUGAAAUAAUUAAUAAAUAUAAAAAAAUGAAUUAAAUUAAGAAAGAUAGAACAAAGAAAAUAUAAGUACAAUAAAAAAAGAAAAAAAAGUAAAUUAAAUUAAAUAAAACUCUAAUAAACAAUUAAAAGAGUUAGUUAUAUUGUUUUAAAUUCAUUUUUAAAAUGAAACAAUCAAACACAAUCGAAAACAAAUAAACUGCUUUUACCUAAGAUAAAGUAUCAAAUUUGACAAAUUAGUGCAUUUUGCUAAAGCAAAACCUAAACUUGACGCACCUUAAGCACCAAUUCUAUUGCUUCUUUUUAAAUAUUGAAGAAAAAAUUUAUUAUUAAUUAUUUAUUUAUUUAGAAGGUGAAAAUGAAAAAAAGGUAUGA